AUGGAGUGGGAUCCUAGCCAGUUCUUUCGUCCAGGUGGUCAUGUCUCGCCAUAUGCCUUGCUGGUGUUGAACCAGCCAAUCAACGAAACGGCCUUUGGGGUAUUAAGUGAACAUGCUUCCUACAUCAUCUGUGCCGAUGGCGGGGCAAACCGUCUAUAUGAAAUGCUGAAGCACCAUGGGAAAGAAUCAACAGUUCUCCCAGACAGGAUCAUGGGUGACCUAGAUUCUCUCAAACCAGCCGUGAAAGAGCACUAUCAAAAGCUCGGCGUCCCAAUCAACAAAGACCCAGACCAAUAUUCAACAGAUUUCACCAAAUGUCUGAAAUACCUCAACGAAAACGCAUCAGAGAUCAUCGCAACACCCCGCAAGCAGGCGGAAAACGCAACAAAUGCCCAGAACAACGCAGACUCCGACGUCAAAUUGGAAAUGGUCAUCCUGGGCGGCCUUGGCGGCCGCGUUGACCAAGCAUUCUCGCAAGUUCACCAUCUAUACAUGAUGACGCAGACGCAGCGUGAAAUACGCGAAUCUCAACAAGGCGGCCAAGAUAAGGAGAAUAACGAGUCAAAGCCAAACCCGGCUGCGGGUGGUAAUCUCUACCUCGUUUCCGAAGAAAGUAUUACAUUUGUUCUUCAGAAGGGGAAGAAUAUAAUCCACACGCCGGCUACCAGACGCCCCCAGGCUGAUACCCAGCAAUCAGAAUGCGAUGAAACGCCCGAAUCACGGAAACGCAAGCGGAGCCAGGAACCGGGCCGGGACUCUGUCACUAACAAUGCUGAUGAUUCUCCGGAAUAUCUAUUCGAAGAAAAUAUCGGUAUCAUCCCACUCUCGGCACCGGCGUGGAUUACCACGCAAGGCUUUGAAUGGGACGUGGAAAACUGGCACACCGAGAUUGGAGGACAGCUUUCGACAAGUAAUCACAUUCGUGCUGAUGUGGUCUCAGUCGAAACGUCGGUGCCGGUACUCUUCACUGUUGAAUUGGCGGAGAGAUUGAAACGAUGA
Molecule: messenger RNA, 999 nt
Organism: Penicillium manginii
Lineage: Eukaryota; Fungi; Ascomycota; Eurotiomycetes; Eurotiales; Aspergillaceae
Product: thiamine diphosphokinase
Exons: 3
Coding region: 1-999 (332 amino acids)
Biological process (GO): thiamine diphosphate biosynthetic process; thiamine metabolic process
Molecular function (GO): thiamine diphosphokinase activity; thiamine binding; ATP binding
Source: RefSeq, a predicted model, not a curated record